CGUCGGCUUGGGCGGGAUGGUACCCUUGUUUGUGGGGGCAGAGCAGAUCAGGUCACAGCCACAUGACUUGGUGAAGGAACCCAUGACACCUCACGUGCCCCAACAGGCGAUUUCUCCUCAACAAGGGGCCCUCCAGCAGGAGAGAGGUGUUGUACGACAAGGUCUCCAGCAGGAAGAGACUGUCAUAAUUCAGGAGGAAUCUCUACCAUCUAGAGAGUCUCUUCGGUCAGACAGGACCAACUCAGCGCCCACCUCUCUCCUGCAGCCAGGGCGUGUCCAGCAGGAAGAUGAACCUCAGCAAGUAGGAAAUUCACAAGAAGACAAAACUGUGCAGGUCAGAGAUACGCCUACCACGGCGCCGUCCUUAUCAUCUCACCAUUACUCCUUUGGGUGUCGUUUAGAAGCCAAUAACGAGUGGCCCUACGCAGGCAGAUCGUCUAGCAGAGAACCACACACGAGCGCUGCAGAGAAAGAGGCUGAACCAGUCACUAAUAUGACCCCGGCAGAUAACCAGGAACCAAAGCAGGUUUUAAGAGAAGAGGACAAGAGUUAUAGUGAAGCUGUAAUUGAAAAUAUAGAGAGAAUGGUUAUUAGCGUUGUGAAGAGAGACACAACAAGGGUGAACAGUGAGGGCAGGAGGUUGGGUCGCCAGGAGUUGUACACUGAGACUGUCCUCCGCGACAGUUUGAGGACCAAGAGAAUCAGACAUCGCAGGCACAAAGCAGCACAAAUAGCACACCAGCAACUGGAACACGACACCAACAUAUACAAUGAUCUCUUUCCGUCAUUCUCAGAUCAAGAGCUGGACAACUCGUUAGAAAAUCACAUUCCAGGUGCAGCAGACAAUAUAUGGAGAGACCGUAACAUUAUCAUCGAGGACGACUAUCACAUAGACCCUGUUAGUGUAUACACUACACGUCACGGUAAAGGUGGCCGACAAAGACAACUUAUACCGCCGCCAACACAGUCUUCUCCACCUGAGAGCAAACCGGUGCUGUAUAGAUAUGAUAAAGUUACCCACAACACGGUCAAGAAAAACCACAAGACACCCAACGCCCCUCAUUUAACAGUUCGGGGCUACGAGGAAGGUCCUGUUGUCCCAGCCAAGCCAAGAGGGAAAAACACCAGAGCAAAGUUUUAUCCCGGUAAACAUGCUGUGGAUGAAACCUUCAUCAGAAAAAUGAACUUUAAAGGUUACCAGAGGAGAACUGAAGUAAACGCUGAAUCAUUUAGCUCCCAGGCAACCUUGCUGGACAUCCAAGCUGACGCAAACAACAUAUCAAAUGAUCUCAGUGGAGGAGUCGAGGUGGAGUUCACCAACUAUGUGGAGGAGCCAGGACCAACUAGAUCGUCUCCUGAACAAGUGGAUAUUCCUCAAGCACCGCCUAUCCCCACUACUACCCCUCGUCCGUCUUACUCCACCACCUCCAGCAGGCGUAAUGUUGUUACCACAACCACCGUGGGUUAUGACAGUAUUCCAACUACACCCAUUAGGUGGGAGAACACGGAUGAGUCUACGACUUUUCUGGAAUUAGAAAACAUUGUUACUAUUCAAAAUGGUAUAAAGGACGAGGAGAAAAUAUCUUUAAACCCAGAUGAAGAAAAUGUACCGGAAGAAUCAAAAGGAAAUGGGACGGAAGGAGUUAAUGAGACAGACGAAGACGUAUCAUAUGAAGACUAUGACAUGGAGGAUAUUGAAGUUACUGAGCCAUCGUCGACGGUAAAAAAUGGUACCAGCGACGAUGACUAUCACGACCCCGCGUUCAUCCCUGCCAAGUUGCCCUUCGGUCCCUUCCUCCCCACCGCGAGGAAGGAAGAACUUGACAGUACCCCGAGGGGUAUCUUAGGCGUCGUGAAGAAGAUCAAACCCUUCAUAAUGCCUAAGGUCGAGACGGGAAUGAAAAAGCCGAAUUCUGGGGACAUGAUGGGGAACAUUCUAUCUCCACUUUUCGGCGUCCAGCAGCAGAGGACCAAGGCGAAGGGCCACAAACUACUGGAGUAUGACAACGAGAGAAGUCACAACGAGGAGCUUUAUAACAAAGUGGGUGGAUCCUUCAUGCCUGACUUUGACAGUAGGACAGUUGGUUACCCCGUAGAAUCCUAUACAUCCUUCCCUCUGAUCCGCCGUAACAAAUACAGAAUGUUUACAAGCAGUAAACUUCACGGGGGGUUUGCCUUCAUCGACAGAAAGCACCAAGAACACGGCGAACCUUCCAUCAUACCGCCUCGAGUAACUGACGACUCUCCCCGGGAACAUAACCUCGUCAUCUUCGGUCACGUCGGGAAUGAUACCAUCAUGGACAUCCUGAGAAACUGCUCUAGACACGUUACUCUCCAACUGAUUGACCAUUAUAGCUUGGAGGACCUCAUUAGGGAAACGUCCAACCCCAUGCGCCAGCUCAUCGUGUACUUCAAUCUCAAGAGUGUUAACUACGAGAGCUACAACAUUGUACUCGAGCGAACGAAGCGCAUUCUAGAUCACUUGUCCAUGUCCCAAGGCGGACUGACCAUAUAUACUGUCAUCCCGACCGAGGCGAACGAGAUUAACACGACAAGGAGCAAGGAAGUUAAGACACAGCUCCUGAAUUUGAACGACGCCAUCCUGGACUACUGCGCCCAGGACUACCCGACCUGCUACACCACCUAUAACUUGGCCUCCAUAACACGUAACCUAGAGCGUACCUACAACAAGGACAGCGGCUUUGAUGUGUACGACCUCGGCGGACGAAGUAAUGAGGCUUGUGCGUCCAACGAGGUGUGUGGCACGGCCAGCCCCACCGCCGAGAACCCCGGGAGUAGUACCAAGACCUUGGCCUCCCCGGAGCAGCAACUUAAUUACCUGGGUGAGGCAGUGUGUCGCUCCUCCUACCACCUGGUAAUGGAACUGGAGGCCAACAUGCCCACCUUCGACUAUGAAGACUACGCCAGGGCCCUCGAGAACAUCAAGGAGGAGAGUAUGAGGGUGCGCGCGCAGACUGGGCUGGUGCUGCACGACAUCCUGCCACGCGACCUCAAGAAGUAUGACAAGAAUCGUCCCCCCAAGUACGAGGGCCAGGCCACCAUCGUCUACUUCCACGUCACCGUCCUCUCCGUCGACUCCAUCAACGAAGAGUCAAUGACAUACGUGGCAGACAUCUUCCUGGCUCAGAGUUGGCGGGACCAUCGUCUGCGCCUGCCGGAGAACAUGACGGAGGAGUACCGCAUCCUGGACGUGGAGUGGCUGCACAACAUCUGGAGGCCCGACUGCUUCUUCAAGAACGCUAAGCGGGUCACCUUCCACGAAAUGUCCGUGCCAAACCACUACCUCUGGCUCUACCACGACAAGACACUACUCUACAUGGCCAAGUUGACUCUGGUGUUGUCCUGCGCCAUGAAGUUUGAAGCCUACCCACACGACACUCAGAUCUGCUCCAUGAUGAUUGAGAGCUUAUCCCACACCACACAUGACCUGGUGUUCAAGUGGAAUGAAACGGACCCUCUGGUGGUGAACCCAGACAUAGAACUGCCUCAACUGGACAUCUCCCGCAACAACACCGAGGACUGUACCCUCACUUACUCCACAGGUAACUUCACGUGCCUGGCGGUGGUGUUCAACCUGCGUCGUCGUCUGGGAUACCACCUGUUCCACACCUACGUGCCCUCCGCCAUCACUGUCGUCAUGUCGUGGAUCUCCUUCUGGAUCAAGCCCGAGGCCAUCCCUGCCCGUGUCACCCUCGGCGUCACUUCCCUCCUCACCUUAGCCACCCAGAACCAACAAUCGCAGUCGUCGUUACCGCCAGUGUCGUACAUCAAGGCUAUAGACGUGUGGAUGUCAUCUUGCACCGUGUUCGUGUUCGCCUCGCUGCUGCAGUUCGGUAUCGUCAAUUAUUUCAUGGAGGCCGAACCUCUCACCAAAGACAUGACGGGCUACUCUGUCGAGGACCUCACUGAUAUCGAUGAGAAAAAGUCUGAGGAUGGUCGGCUGAAUGGGUACUCCCGCAGCCGCAGUCGGAGCAGAAGCCGCCUGCGGUCGCACAGUCCAGGAGUGCCGCAGUACGUCGUCCAUCGCUGCUCCGGGAAAGAUAUAGCCAUCUACAUAGACAAAUUCUCUCGGUUUUUCUUCCCGUUUUCCUUCUUUGUGUUGAAUGUGUCCUACUGGACCACCUACGGCACAAUGUGAGAGUGGCGACGUGGAGACUGAAGGACUCUUCCACCACAUACAUUUGGGAAGAUUGAAUAGAAAAGUGAAUGACUAUAAAAAAAAAUACAGGGCACACCUGUUUAAAGACCAGCUAUUUAGCAUGGCAAUUUGUGACAAUAAGUAAGCGUAACGGAACGUGCUGGUCGACCGCCGAGUAAUAUGAGUAAUCCUGAACUUGGCGCCUUGAUCAGCUAACUCAUGUCACCACCUUCCGCAUCCGUGUGAUGUGUGCUUAUGAGCUGGGUGCAUUUAUAAUGGUGAUAAAGCAUUUAUUGGCGUUUUAUAUAAACAGUGUAAAUGUUGCGAGCAUUUAUAAACUAGUUUAAGGGCAAUUUUUUUGAAACUAGAAAACCAAAUACGAAGAAAUUGAUGUUUCCGAAGGUUACUUGAAUCCAGCACUUAGAUCGCUUUGGUGUAAUUUUCAACUGUUGAUUGGGAUAUAAGAAGUGUAGACAUUAGUUUUCUCAUUCUCUAAAUAAUAAGUAGUAUAGUAAUAUGUUGUAUAAACAGGUUUCGGUAUACGUAAGGUUAAAAUAAUAUCAUCUCACAUAAUUGUUUCAUAAACGCACGGGCGCUCGACCUUUUUAUCUGAUUGUAGAUUACUGCGACGUCAUCAGACGGCAUAGCAACACGUUUCGGAACUUUCUAUCUUGGUCUUCAAAACUUGAAUUAAGAAUGACUUAAGAUGGACAGUAUCAUGUAAAACUGGACAAUCACGUUCACAAAUAUCGUCUAAGAUAUUUCAUCACGAUUCAUUCAUUGGUCAGUAACUUCAGUAGUGUUCAAAUGUUUGGAAAUAAAA
Molecule: messenger RNA, 4982 nt
Organism: Homarus americanus (American lobster)
Lineage: Eukaryota; Metazoa; Arthropoda; Malacostraca; Decapoda; Nephropidae
Exons: 8
Coding region: 17-4159 (1380 amino acids)
Biological process (GO): chemical synaptic transmission; signal transduction; nervous system process
Cellular component (GO): synapse; neuron projection; membrane
Molecular function (GO): transmembrane signaling receptor activity; extracellular ligand-gated monoatomic ion channel activity; neurotransmitter receptor activity
Source: RefSeq, a predicted model, not a curated record